CCUUUAAGGGCUCCUCCUCUGAGCAGUGCCACCGGGGUGUGUGUAGGGGGGGAGCCCAUCCCCUGCGGCAGCCUUUCCAGUGCUCCCGGGGAGAUGGCACAGGCUCAAGAAGCCGCUCACACGCCCUGUAUGGAGCCGAAACUCCGAGCGCUGCGGGGAGUUUGCCCUUAAAAGCUGGCGCCCCGCGGAGCGCGCAAGGCGCGGAGACAGGGGCGCACGGAGAGGCGCGGGGAGAAGGGCGCACGGAGCUCCCCCGCCGAGAUGGCUCCUUGGCCCCAGGGCAACGCCACCUCCUGGGGGGACGCCGCCACCAACUGCACGGGGGCCGCCAGCCUGAGCCAGCAGUGGGCCGUCGGGGCGGCCCUGAGCCUCACGGUGCUGGUGAUCGCGGCCGGCAACCUGCUGGUGAUCCUGGCCAUCGCCAAGACGCCGCGCCUGCAGACCAUGACCAACGUGUUCGUCACCUCGCUGGCCUGCGCCGACCUGAUCAUGGGCCUGCUGGUGGUGCCGCCGGGGGCCACCAUUGUGCUGAGCGGCCACUGGCCCUACGGCACCACGGUGUGCGAGCUGUGGACCUCGCUGGACGUGCUGUGCGUCACCGCCAGCAUCGAGACCCUGUGCGCCAUCGCCGUGGACCGGUACCUGGCCAUCACCUCGCCGCUGCAGUACGAGGCGCUGGUGACCAAGGGCCGGGCGCGGGCCGUGGUGUGCCUGGUCUGGGCCAUCUCCGCCUUCGUCUCCUUCCUGCCCAUCAUGAACCACUGGUGGCGGGACGGGGCGGACGAGGACGCGCUACGCUGCUACCAGAACCCGCGCUGCUGCGACUUCGUCACCAACAUGCCCUACGCCAUCCUCUCCUCCAUCAUCUCCUUCUACGUGCCGCUGCUCGUCAUGCUCUUCGUCUACGCGCGGGUCUUCGCCGUGGCCAGCCGGCAGAUCCGCCUCAUCCAGCGGGACAAGGACCGCUUCCUCCCGGGGGCCCCCGGCGCCAAGGGCCCCCGCCGGAGGAGACCCUCCCGCCUCCUGGCCAUGAGGGAGCACAAGGCGCUCAAGACCCUGGGCAUCAUCAUGGGCACCUUCACCCUCUGCUGGCUGCCCUUCUUCGUGGCCAACAUCGUCAAGGUCUUCUACAGGUCCCUCAUCCCCGGCCAGGUCUUCCUCCUCCUCAACUGGCUGGGCUACGUCAACUCCGCCUUCAACCCCAUCAUCUACUGCCGCAGCCCCGACUUCAGGAGCGCCUUCAAGAGGCUGCUCUGCUGCCCCCGGAGCGCGGACCGCCGGCUGCACGCCGUCUCCAGGGACCUCCGCCGGUGCCCCUGCGCCUUCGCCUCCCAGGGGGCCGCCCCGGCGGACAGCAAGCCGGUGGCGCAGGGGCAGCAGCCCGGGCAGGCGGGGGAGGAGGACGGGGGGACCAGCAGCAGCAGCAGCAGCAGCCGCUCCAGUUGCAGGACUGAGGAGACCAACCUCUCCUACCGCCAAAGCAAUGGGCAUGGCAGCGCCCCGCGUCCCCUUAGGGAGGCCCAGCUGCAGGGCACCCAGACCACGCUCUGUCCGCAGCUGGAAGAAUUUACCUGCAAUGAAGCAAAAGCAGGUCCUUGAGUGUGCUUGAAAGGGAAGGAAAAAGAGAAGAAUGAAUGUGUCAAAGCCCUCAGCUGGGUUGUUGCUCUUGGCUUAUGUGCCAGCUACUAUCCACCUGAAAAAAAGGAAUCAGACAUGUAAG
This is a messenger RNA of Caretta caretta (loggerhead turtle), 1720 nucleotides long. It is a transcript of the gene ADRB3, whose product is annotated as adrenoceptor beta 3. The record is from RefSeq and is a predicted model, not a curated record. Gene Ontology annotation, biological process: norepinephrine-epinephrine-mediated vasodilation involved in regulation of systemic arterial blood pressure; adenylate cyclase-activating adrenergic receptor signaling pathway; positive regulation of MAPK cascade. Gene Ontology annotation, molecular function: epinephrine binding; beta3-adrenergic receptor activity; beta1-adrenergic receptor activity. NCBI's taxonomy places the organism in Eukaryota, Metazoa, Chordata, Testudines, Cheloniidae. Gene Ontology annotation, cellular component: plasma membrane.